GUGGGUGGAUGUGGAGGCCAAGGAAGCGGUGACUCCAGCUCCUGCCUGGAUGGAGGGGGUACGUGAGAUAUCGGUUGUGUACUCUGAUCUCAGAGCGUUGUGGGCUUUAUCAGUAACAUCCAGUGUAUUUUUCAGCUUGCUUGACAAACUGGAACAGCAGUCUCCUUACUGGAGUCGUCCCCUGGGACAGGUGUGUGUUGAUCCUGUGAGGAGAGCGUUUGUGUUGCUAGACUGGAAUACCAGUGGAGAUUUCAUUGCAGGCAGUGGGGCAACAUUAGCAUUCAUUUUUGAAGUGGUUAAGGAGAGCACAGCGAAAAACAGCCAACAUGAGGAGAGCUUGCAGUAUAUUUUUGGGGAGUUCAGCCCUGAUGAAUUUAAUCAGUUCUUCGUGACUCCACGAUGCUCUGUUGAGCUCCCCCCAUACAAUGAAACAGUUUCAUGUGGUGUUAAGUCCACAGGGGAAGAGUAUCAGAGAAUUGAAUUUGGUGUUAAUGAAGUUAUUGAGACACAGUCAUCUGUACUAAAUAACACCGACUACAGUAUUUCAAGUACUCUGAAUCCUCAGGCUCCAGAAUUCAUUCUCAGUUGUGCACCUGCUCAGAAAACCCCUGAUGAUAGUCUUAGUGAAACAAACUACAACUCCAUUGACUGCCAGUUCACUGAUCCAACCCUCGCUUUGGACAGCGGUUCUACCGCUGAAAACGAUGGCUUGUCUGGAGGCCUUGGACAAAGGGAGCGUAAAAAGAAGAAAAAAAGACCCCCUGGAUACUACAGUUACUUGGAAGAUGUCAGCGAUGGCAUCGCUCCCACAGAAGCUCUUGUAAAUGGCCAUGCAAAUUCAUCAGGACUAAACAGUAUAAGCACGGAGGAUACGGAACUGACAGGAGACAUACCCUCCCUGGCCACACCAAGGACUUGCAACAGCCCGGACAACUCUGUGGACUUCAUUAAUGAAGCCGUCUCUGAUAAUUCUGUUUCUAGCGCACUAGACAAUACCAGGACUGCUGGGCAGCCUGAGGUAUGCCGUGUUACUAAUUCUGAACAGUUUUGCAUCCCUGCAGAGACUGGCAGAGAUAGCCCUUUAAGGACAGCUGUUGUACAGUCUUAUGCUGGUACUGAUACUACUGAAAAUCUUGGCGUUACUAAUGGACAAACACUUGAAUCCUCUGGUGAGGACACAGCUGCCAAUGGGAUAGAAUUGCACACUGUGGAAAGCACUGACUCAGACCAAGCUAAGCCUGAGGAAGCUUCACCUACUACUGAGGCAACAGUAGUUGCAGGAUCAGUCCCUGUUAAUCAGCCUGCAAAAUCGUGGGCUAGUCUUUUUCACAAUUCCAAGCCCUCUACUUCCACAUCUGUGGUCUAUGUUGAGACUAAGUAUACCCCUCCUGCCACAUCUGCUCUGGUCCCUGAAAAACAGGUUGAAGUCAAAGAGGGACCUGUUCCAGUUUCAGAGGAUCCUGUAGCCAUAAAGAUUGCAGAAAUACUGGAAAAUGUAAGACUAAUACAUAAACCAGUGUCUUUGCAACCGCGAGGGCUGAUCAACAAAGGAAACUGGUGCUACAUCAAUGCUACCCUGCAAGCCUUGGUUGCUUGCCCUCCAAUGUAUCAUUUAAUGAAGUCCAUUCCAAUGUAUUCAAAAUCACAGCGGCCGUGUACCUCAACACCAAUGAUAGACAGUUUUGUUCGUUUAAUGAAUGAGUUCACUAAUAUGCCUGUACCUCCUAAAGCAAAACAAGCUUUAGGUGAUAAAAUUGUGAGAGACAUCCGACCAGGAGCUGCCUUUGAACCUACAUACAUUUAUAGACUUUUGACAGUUAUAAAGUCAAGUCUGUCAGAAAAGGGCAGGCAAGAGGAUGCUGAAGAAUACUUGGGAUUUAUCCUCAAUGGACUACAUGAAGAAAUGCUGACCCUAAAGAAACUUCUCUCUCCACAUAAUGAAAAACUCUCAGUUUCCAAUGGCCCUGAGGCUCAGACUGUUCAUGAAGAAGAGGAGCAAGAUGAACAAGGGGAAGGCAGUGAGGAUGAAUGGGAACAAGUGGGACCUCGCAACAAAUCAUCAGUCACUCGACAGGCUGACUUUAUUCAGACUCCAAUUACUGAUAUUUUUGGUGGUCAUAUAAGAUCUGUUGUUUACCAGCAGAGUUCUAAGGAGUCUGCUACACUGCAACCUUUCUUCACCCUGCAACUGGAUAUCCAGUCAGACAAGAUACGCACAGUUCAGGAUGCGUUGGAAAGUUUGGUGGCAAGAGAGUCUGUCCAGGGUUAUACCACAAAAACCAAGCAAGAGGUGGAGAUCAGUCGAAGAGUGACACUAGAAGAACUCCCCCCCGUUCUUGUUUUACACCUCAAGCGGUUUGUAUAUGAGAAAACUGGUGGAUGUCAGAAGCUUAUCAAGAAUAUUGAAUAUCCUGUUGAUCUGGAAAUUAGUAAAGAGCUACUAUCUCCUGGUGUGAAAAGUAAAAUUUUUAAAGGCCAAAGAACCUACCGGCUCUUUGCAGUUGUCUAUCAUCAUGGAAACAGCGCAACUGGUGGCCAUUACACUACGGACGUCUUCCAAAUUGGUCUAAAUGGCUGGUUACGCAUCGAUGACCAGGCAGUCAAAGUGAUAAAUCAGUACCAGGUGGUGAAGCCGUCUGCAGAACGCACAGCCUACCUCCUGUACUACCGCCGAGUUGACCUGCUGUGAAACUUUUCCCUUUUACGCUGUGUGUGCAAGAUACCUGCUUUGUAGAACGCCAACUAUCACUAACUUUUUUCUCCUGUAAAUGCUCUUUUGAGUGAAUCUUUUUUCUUUUUUUCUUUUUUCUUUUUUUUUUUUUCUUUUCCCUUGCAACUAUGGGAUAGAGUGAUAAAGGAAACUACCUUGGGUUUGUGCACAACAUAGUUUGUGUUGACUUUUAACUUUGCAGAAUGAAGUCACUUGGUUGAAAGACUCAGUCUCAUGAAUCACAAAAAUA
Cariama cristata (Red-legged seriema) is the source of this 2960-nucleotide messenger RNA. RefSeq names its product ubiquitin specific peptidase 10 (gene USP10). The transcript is spliced from 16 exons. Gene Ontology annotation, molecular function: cysteine-type endopeptidase activity; cysteine-type deubiquitinase activity. The record is from RefSeq and is a predicted model, not a curated record. Gene Ontology annotation, cellular component: early endosome; cytosol; nucleus. The annotation marks the transcript as partial. NCBI's taxonomy places the organism in Eukaryota, Metazoa, Chordata, Aves, Cariamiformes, Cariamidae. Gene Ontology annotation, biological process: DNA damage response, signal transduction by p53 class mediator; regulation of autophagy; protein deubiquitination.